AUGGACCCAAUAACGGCACUGCACGCAGCCAUCUUGCAGACUGUACGAAAGAUUCCAUCCACAGAUGACUAUUAUGCAAAUGAUAAUGAUGAUGACGAUGCUCCUCCUCAUGCUGAUGAUGUUGACAACGACAAUAGCAGUACAAGCAGUGUCAGCUUCAAUGAUACUCAUCCUAUUCCGAUCGACGCUCGAACCGGCCUCCCCAGUAUCGUUGCAGAUGCUCUGACACGGCCUCCGACCAUUUCCACACCCACCAUUUCCACAGCCAUGUCUGCAGAUUCCUCCUUUUUGCCACCCAUGGGAGGAAUCAGUCGCCGAGAUUCCUUGGAAGUCCGAUACCAUUUAGAAGACGAAGCCAAAAAUCAACUAACGCAAUUCAAUCAAACCUUGCGCCAGCAAAUGUUGGCCAUCCAACAAGAAAACGAACGAUUGCAACGGCAAAUGGCCAUCCAGAACAAGGAACAUCGAUUUGCCAAGGCCCAAUGGAACGAUCGGUUUUUGGAUUUGCAAGUAGAAUUGGAUGCUACUAAGUUGGAACAUUUGCGAAUCCAAGAAGCCAAAGAGGAUGCCAUACUCCAACUGGAAUUGGAAGAUCUCAAGAAUCAAAUGGUACUAAAUGGAGAUUAUGACGACGACGAAGGUACAAGUAGUCAUGCGGGCGACGAUUACGAAGAAGAAGAAACCAAACAACAACAAACACCGACCGCCAUUGCACAUAAUAGUGCAGUUGAUGCAAUAACUGUACAAAGCCAACAUUUUGCGAUUAUUCCACCGAGACAGAAUGGUGAUUUAAAACUAGUAGAUACCACAGGUGCCGCCAGCAAUCAAGCGUUGCAACAACAACAACAACAACAACAGCAGGCAAUACUACUCCAAAACUUGAAAUCCGAGCAAUCCAUCUGGAAACAAGAAAAGCAAGAAUGGGAAUUGGAAAAGUCCCAAUUACGCACAUUGUUACGCAAGAUGACGGAUCAAGUCGAGGAUAGUCGGAUUCGCGUGGAAUGGUUGGAACGAGAAUUGAUUGCCAUUUGUCCCUCCGAUACGGAUUCGGACAAUGAUAAGGAUAAUGAAGAAGAAGAAAAUAAUAGUGGCGGUUCCAAAGUAGUGAAGGAGCCACGAGAUGGGGUUGGCAAUAAGGGCGUGAAUGGAAGCGAUAUCAGUGCGGCAAGCACCAAAAAGAGUGGGAAACCUGUUGAGGCAAUUCAACAAAUCUCCCAAGGUUCAGCUGAAAGCAGCGCUAGAGUCACUAUUCAAAGCAGAUCCAGCAGUGGUCUCGGUGACGAUCCACCCGAGCAAUUGCUAGAACGCCGCCUCCAACAAGCAUUGGAAUCCUAUGUUCAAAUUCAAGGCCAUCAGAAUCGCAAGAUCAAAAAGCUGACCAAGCAAUUGCACUCGUUGGAAAAGGAAAAAGAAAUGGACGAAGGAAUGCAAUAUCAACAAAUGGCGGAGAUGAAGCAACAGAUAUCCUACUAUAAACAUGAAUUGCAACAGCACAAAAAGACAUUGCAGUUUCAAGUACACAGUCGGGAUGAGUUUCAUGACGAAUGGACGCGGCGGAUUGAAACACUGGAAUUGGAAAACUUGGAUUUGAAACAGCAAGCUAUAAAAUGGGAGAAGCAAUGUAUGCAUCAAACGGGGCUGUUGAAACGAGAGGUCGCUUCGUUGCAAGACAAGCUGGAUCAAGGUUCGAAACGAAUCGAGGAAUUGGAACAGGAACUGGCAGAGAAAUUGAAGAUAGAGAAAACGAUGCACUACGUCGUGACAGAAUCCAUGUCUUCGCGGGAUCCGGUCGCAGAAGUGGAUGCCAUAAUUACAUUGCAGCUAGCGCAAAGCAAGGAACGGGAAGCAAUGUUGGAGAAGCAACUUAAGGAUCGAAAUGAAAAAUUGAAAACACAAGAAGAGGAACUGGAUCGAUCUCGAGAGCGAAUUGAAGUGUUAAUGGCCUACGCUGGCAUGGAUGCUUCAAAUGAUGAUGGGGAAGAAGGGGAACUAUAA
Molecule: messenger RNA, 1995 nt
Organism: Cylindrotheca closterium
Lineage: Eukaryota; Bacillariophyta; Bacillariophyceae; Bacillariales; Bacillariaceae
Source: the annotation of a GenBank genome assembly